Messenger RNA from Hyla sarda, 1817 nucleotides. Its product is annotated as zona pellucida sperm-binding protein 4-like. Gene Ontology annotation, biological process: prevention of polyspermy; binding of sperm to zona pellucida. NCBI's taxonomy places the organism in Eukaryota, Metazoa, Chordata, Amphibia, Anura, Hylidae. Gene Ontology annotation, cellular component: egg coat. Bases 105 to 1772 code for a protein of 555 amino acids. The record is from RefSeq and is a predicted model, not a curated record. The transcript has 12 exons. Gene Ontology annotation, molecular function: structural constituent of egg coat; acrosin binding.
CACACUACUAUGAAGGAGUUAAUAGAAGCUCACACAGGUGUUGGCGGAUGAUCACCUCACACAUAAAAGCUCCUGGUGUCGGUAGCCAUAUUCAUUAGGUCAGGAUGGUGUGGUGGGAGCUGGUGGUUGUGGUGUGCCAUAUACUAAGGGCUUUAUCUGAUGGUAGCCAUGGCCUGCAAGAGCGACCAGAGGUACAAUGUGGGAUGGAGAACAUGCAGAUCAUUGUGCCGCCGCACCUGAAGGGAGACUUCAGGAUAAAGGUUUUACGUAAUGAUGGAAAAAUGCACAUUUUGGGAACUGACCCGUCUUGUGGUAUUUGGGUGACUCAGAAACAUGACGGCUCUGUUCUCAUUGGAACAUCCUAUGAUGGCUGCUAUGUGUCUCAAACGGACACCUUCUUUGUAUUGACUCUUGCUUUUGCUACAAAACAAAAUGAUGGAAAGAAAGUCACUGUGAGGAAGAAGAUGGCUUGUGCAGUGCAAACCUACCAGGACUCUCCCGCCCCGGGCCAGUGUGACUCUGUCCUAAGGCUGAACAGACUGAGCUGUGGAAAUUCUCAGGACUCCUGUGCAAGUUUAGGCUGCUGUUAUGACCCCUCCGAUGUGACUACGCCAUGCUACUAUGGCAACAAAGUGACCGCUAGCUGUACACCAGAUGGCCUCUUCUCAAUCGCCAUUUCCAGGACCUUGACCAGACCAGAACUGGACCUGACCUCUGUGCAAUUGCUCCAAAGUGGCAGUGCAGAAUGUAACCCAAUAAGAGGAAAUAACUUCUUCCUGCUCUAUCAGUUCCCGGUUUCUUCUUGUGGAACCACAUUAAAGGUGAUUGGAGAUCAGGCGGUUUAUGAGAAUCAGCUGGUGGGUACCAAAGUCCCCCUGACAUGGAAUAGAAUAUCAAUUACAAGAGACACCACCUUCAGAUUAUUGAUUCGCUGUAGUUUUGCCAUCAGUGGCCUCCUCCCCUUGAAAGUAGAUGUAGUGACGCUACCACCACCACCGCCUGUGUCUAGUGAGGGACCUCUUAGCUUUGAGCUAAGAAUCAGCUUAGAUUCCACAUAUGUGAAUUAUUAUAAAGACCCAGACUAUCCUGUGGUUAAAGUACUGAGGGACCCAGUAUAUGUGGAAGUCAGACUACUUCAAAAAUCUGACCCAAACCUUGUCCUUGUCCUACACCAGUGCUGGGCCACACAAUCCUCUGACCCUAUGAAUGCCAUUCAGUGGCCAAUACUAGUUGAUGGGUGUCCAUUUACCAGUGAUAACUACAUGUCGGAGCUGAUUCUUGUUGACCCAAGUUCUGCUGAAGAUUUCCCUACUCAUUACUCCCGGUUCGAUGUGAAGACUUUUACCUUUGUGGAUCUGGACACCCAGCGACCUCUUUCAGGACAGGUAUACAUCCACUGCAGUGUCUCAGCCUGUGUCGCCUCUGCCAAUGACAACUGUGUUACUGUGUGCUCUAGGAGCAAAAGGUCUGUUCGGAUGUUAAGGAAUGAGACUGAAGCAGUCCUGAUAUCCUCAGAUGUUCCUAUCUACUUUGAGAACUCUCUGCCGGAGGCACAGCAUGACCAAGAAGACAUCUAUGGACUCAGGAUUUUCCAGGCAAAGACUCUAAUGAAUGGAGUGGCCAUAGCCAUGGGGAUUGUAGCAGUCAUUCUUCUGUUGCUGACAACAUGGGCUCUGCGCAGACAGCGGAAAUCCAGAUCUGUUCUGAUCACAAAGUCUCCUCUAAAGGAAAAGAAUGUGUAUAUCAGGACAAUAUGUAGCCAACUGGAAUAAUAAAAUAAAGACCAUAUUCUACCCUACAAAUCUCCUGCUGGAAUA